UUGUUGUGGAAUUGUAAAUAGACGGAGGAGGAGAACUCUGAUUUCCUUCUGCCUGUCAUGGCGAAUCACUAAAGAUUGUUUUUUUAGGCCGAAUCUUUCCGAAGUGAGCGCUGUUUUCGUCUAAAAACCCGUGAGUGAAGAUAACAGAGCGACAUACUGCGGUGGUUUAGUGUUCUGUGAGGAAAGAAGAGUUGUUAGCUAGCAGCUAAGCUAGCGCUACUUUUUAACACCCUGCGGCGGUGCAUCAGGAUGGGGUGUGUUGGGUGUACGGAGGGCCGACUGAGGGCCGUGACCUUCGCCCUCGGCUUCAUGCUGACUCUCUGUCCUGGACAAGCUUACAUUUACGUCCACCUCAACAACUCGAACGCGGUGCUGCUGGACGAUCUGUCGGCCCUGUUCGGCUCCGCUCUGCCCAGCGACGGCCUGAAGGGGUAUCUGGUGGAGUCUCGCCCUCAGAACGCCUGCACUCCCAUCGACCUGGCUCCGGUCCCCCCGACCUCCUCGGAUCCUAACAGCACCAUGGGAUGCAUCGUUCUGAUCCGCCGCUACGACUGCAACUUCGACAUCAAGGUGCUGCACGCCCAGCAGGCUGGGUACAUCGCUGCCAUCGUCUACAACGUCUUCUCUGACGACCUGCUACACAUGAACUACAGCAAUGAAACUAUAGCGGAUGCGAUCACAAUCCCCUCUGUGUUCACCAGCUACUACGCCUCCAAGGUCUUCCACAGUUUGGUCAUACCAGAGAAAGGGGCGUACGUGAUUCUGAAGGCCGAUUUUAACUUCCCCAUCACCUACUACCUGAUCCCCUUCACUGGAGUGGUGGGUCUGGUCAUCAUCGUCAUGGUUGUGAUACUGGUUGUGCGCUGUGUGCAGUACAGGAAGAGGCAGAGGAAGUACAGACUGACUAAAGAAGAGCUGAAGAAAAUCCCCAUUCACAAAUUCACUAAAGGUGAUACGUACGACGUGUGCGCGAUCUGUCUGGACGAAUAUGAAGAAGGAGAAAAGCUGCGAGUGCUGCCGUGUUCACAUGCCUAUCACUGCAAGUGUGUGGAUCCAUGGCUGACCCAGACCAAGAAAACCUGUCCGGUGUGUAAGCAGCACGUCACGCGCUCCAACCCCGAAUAUUCGGACUCGUCCGACUCCGAGGAAGAGGCGGGUCCUCAGGGGGGCGUCGAGGGAGAGGCCGGGGCUUCGGGCGGGGGGAACUCGGAGCGCACGCCCCUGCUGCACCAGUCACCCCCGUCGUCCGGCACUUACGACUCCACGGUCGCCACGCUGACCACCUCGGCGCAGUGCCUCGCCCACUCGCCACAACAGGAUUCGCCGCUGCUCGAGUCUAAAGGGUACUACUCACCCGACGAGGACACGGAGGAGACCGAGGAGGAGGAGCAGGAGGAGGAGGAGGACGACAGGGAGGACGACACGACACAGCUGAUCACCCGGGGAGCCGUCGGGGUGUGAGCAGUGCAUUAUGGGAGGAUGGAUCGUCCUGAUUGUUUUUUUUUUGGGUUUCUCUUUGUUUUUAUUGAUUAUUUUGGGGCGGUUUGAAUAGAGUAGCGUGCUAGAGGCGAUCGAUGAUGCAGAGAAGGGGUCACCUCAUUAAAACCUCGUUAAUUUCCUCUAAAGAGAAUCAGAUUUGUUUGAAGCGGAUCGAUCGCCUGAUUGAUUAAAUACACUCCCGUAAAAAUCAGAACCUAAAUAAAUAAAAAAACCACUUUUUUUUCCGAUGCUCUGCAGACUCGAUUCUAACGGAUUCGAGCAGAUUUUGAGCUCAGCAGAGUCCGUCUACGUCUGGCCUGCGUCAUUCUAAUGCAUCUCAGUGCAGGCGAAGUUUCUGUCGUAUCGCUUUACACUAUUACAACUCCUGUCAAUCCUCCUGUACAUUAAUAAUUUACAUAAUUAAGUUCUAGACAGAUAUAGUUAGAACUGUAGCUAUAGAAUUGAAGCUAGGUUAUAAACUGACGCCCCGUUGAGGAUAAUUCGGAAUCGUUUGGCUUCUUUUGUGCACGGCGUGGAGAGGAUAGGAUGCGUGUGCUUUAGCAUGGUUAUAUGUUUUUUUUUUUUAUAUAAAUAUAUAUACAUACAUACAUACAUUCAAACGUUUUGUUGUUUUGUUUUGUUAUUUUCGAGGCAUCGCAGGCCACGACGCAGCGAUACUGUGCAAUACGAACCCGCCGCCACUUUGUUCCCGGGUUCCUCUUUUCGAUUUGUGCUUUGAUUCCCGUAGCGGUUAGAACAGCUCCCGGAACUUUCCUCUCCCCGUCUGUUUUGUAUCUCUCUGUUUUCGUUUAGGGGGGUUGGGGGUCACUCGUACCUUAACCGACUGUAUAAAUAUUCGGGGUUUGUUCUGUUUCUCUUGUUCUUCUCAGAUCUUCACUGCAUUGUAUAAAAAUCGGUUUGAACUCGUUUCUCCUGCAUUUCAGCACCGUUCCUUACACACUUCAGUCUAAAUUCAGGGCGGUUGUAGCCUAGUGGUUAGGGUAGUGGGCUAGUAAGCAGAAGGUCGCUGGUUCAAACCCCACCACAACUACCAGGUUGCCACUUUUGGGCCUCCUUGGCCCUUUCUGUCGGGCCCCUUCAGUCGAAAGCGACCAUGAAAUAUCUCAAUUAAGGCAUUAAAGUGAAUGAAAUAGUGAUGGAGUUCUGUGUGUGAGCCUUGCAUCAGACCAUACAUUCUGGAGUGUGUCGAUUUCUCCCAGUUUGGGACUGGGAAGGGGGGCAGGUACAAUAUAAGGCGUAUUUAGUAUCUGGAUGCAUUUGGCGUCUACACACCCUUCGUCCAGUAGCAUUCGGAUAUCCGGACCUUAUGGACAGUGGUAGCCUAGUUGGUAAGAGAUCUGGACUAUCAAUUAAAAGGUUAAGAGUUUGAAUCCCAGCUCUGCCAUGCAGCCACUGUUGGGCCCUUGAGCAAGGCCCUUAACCCUCUUUUCUCAGGGGCCAAACAAGCUGGGAUAUGCGAAGAAAGAAUUUUAUUGUACUGUAAGGCGUUCUAUUCAAUUCUACACACCAAUCCGCACUGAUACUGAUGCUGAACGCUACCACUGCACCAGUAGUAAUAGUGAUAGAGUAGCUGCGAUCAGGGUGUGCAAACAGCAGUACUGGAAUGCAGGGUGUUUGUAUUUAAUAAGGAACAAUGUCUGAUGUCUUUAGGUCUAUUUAAACACACUUGUUCUAUUCCGGAUUGUGCUUGAUUUAACUGUGUGUGUGUGUGUGUGUGUGUGAAAUCAUCUGAAAACUGAAACUAGACGACGGCGAUGAUUCUGUUCGUCUUUCACCUCUAAUUUUUUGUAUUUAAUAUUUUAAUAACACUAUAAUCCAGUCUUUUACGAUUAGGGACCAGUGACGUUUCAGCUUUUGACCCUCGGUAACGUACCGGCGCUCACAUUAACUGUCGCAUUUUUACUUUCGUGCCAUGAAAUGGAUUUAAUUUGUUUAUAGCGCUGAGCUGAAGCCUGGAUUCACUCAGAUCUUCAACAGAACGUCCUGCAGGACAUCAGAGAAAUAAAAACACCUCCUGGAUUUUACUGAAACUUUAAUCGUUUAUUUUCUGCUGCUGUUUAGACUUUAAUACUUUAUAACGUUCGACUGAUUCCAGUUUUCGCAGCGACUCUGAACUGCUUUAACCAAAAAGAAGAGACGCGCCGUGUUCUUCACCUGCUCUGUGUUUAAGGUUUUGAUCAAAUAUAUUCAUUUUAACGUUUAACAUUGUGUUUGGAAAUGAAUUGACAGGAUUUUGAUUAAUUAAACUCCACUUGAAAACUGUAAGGUCGUUAAAAACCGCCUUGUUUUUCAGGCAGUUUUCAGUUUGUUUUUAAGCAUUUUUGCCCAAAGCUGCAGUUUUGUCUGUUGUUUUGUUUUUUCUUAUUAAAUAAGUUCCCAUAAUCAGUAACAAGUUCCAGAACAACAUGUUCUUAUUAUUUUAUAUAUUAUUAUUUAUUUUUAUUGUUUUCUUCCAAUACACUAAAUGGACAAAAGUAUUGGGACACCCUUUCUUUUUUUUCUAUUUUAUUAAUGCGAUUUUCUCCCAAUUUAUCAUGGUCAGUUUGUCUUCUGCUGCUGGUGGAUCCCUGGUUGCAGGUGAGGAGGGUAUAUCGCUGCUCACGCCUCCUCUGACCCACACGCAGCCCUUAGUGGAACCCUUUUCCACCCAUGCAUUCUGCACAGGCGCCUCUAUCUGCUAAUUAGGGUCCUUAUACAGCGUUUGAAGACCCCACUCACAUAGUCCGGUCUGUGACAGAGACUGCCAAUUAUGCCCACUAGAUGGCGCCCAGCUGAUCAGUGGCAACACCGAUGUUCGAACCGAGGAGUUCAGAGUCUCGGUGCUGGUGUGCUAGCGGAAUAUCCCACUGCGCCCCCUUGGCACCAGGAUGCCCUUUCUGAUUACUGAAUUACUGUUUCAGUCACUAACAGGUAAUAAAUCAGUCAUAUAAGAGAAAUGAUAUGCUUCUGACUUUGCAGCAACAGUUUGGGGAAGGUCCUGUACUGUUGAAGCACAACAUGAAGAAAAGCUCCAGUGUCCUGCAUUGAGCCCUGAGCUUAAUCCAACUCAACAGCUCUGGGAUGAACCGGAACAUCAACUGAGCUUCAGUACCCAGCCAUACAAAUACUGUCAUCUUUUGAUUGAUUGAUUGUGCACAAAUUCCCACAGACACACUUUAAAUUCCUGUGACGAGUCUUUUAUUAGGAGUUGGUUUUGGGACGUCCAAAUACUUUUGGUCACGUAGUGUAGUGUAGAUUUUUUUAGGUUUGAUUCUUCACUCACUGUGGGUUUUAUUAGCGUCUAAUAACUUUAUCAGUAAAUUUCCUUACAUUUACAUUUUAAAUGUUUCAUGUUUACAGAUUAAAUCACUUAAUAAAUAAAUAAAACCUGAAA
Molecule: messenger RNA, 4873 nt
Organism: Trichomycterus rosablanca
Lineage: Eukaryota; Metazoa; Chordata; Actinopteri; Siluriformes; Trichomycteridae
Gene: rnf167
Product: ring finger protein 167
Exons: 10
Coding region: 250-1461 (403 amino acids)
Source: RefSeq, a predicted model, not a curated record